Cutaneotrichosporon cavernicola is the source of this 480-nucleotide messenger RNA. RefSeq lists its product as uncharacterized. The transcript is spliced from 4 exons. The record is from RefSeq and is a predicted model, not a curated record. NCBI's taxonomy places the organism in Eukaryota, Fungi, Basidiomycota, Tremellomycetes, Trichosporonales, Trichosporonaceae. The coding region runs from base 1 to 480 and encodes 159 amino acids.
AUGCGUCUCCUCCUACUCCUACUCUUCCUCGUCUGCGUCCUCGCUCAAACCCAGAAACCCCUCCGCACAUCAGACGAGUUCGGCCUCAGUGUCCUCGACCAUCAUUCCGCGUGCUUUACAGUGUGCCAUCUGUCCGCCGUACAGGUCAUCCUCCUCCCGAAUAUUUCGAUUAAUGGGGUUGUGUUCGUCGCCCGGAAUUGCCGGCUGCCGAUAUGGGCGAAAGUCGUCGGAGGAUGUCUCCCGGUCGUGUGCAAGUCUGCGCCAGAUGUGUCCUACGCCGUAGAAUACGCCGCAGCGUGGUGUGCCCGCUCCGGCGUGGAUAACGUCACAAUCCCCAUGCCCGAAUGGUAUCUCCAGACGCCGGGGGGCAAAUACUUCCAGAACAUGAUUCAGUCGAGCGCCACGGCUGCUGCCGUUAGUUUCGGUCUCAUGGCCGGCGCGCUUGCCCUCGUCUCCCUCGCCCCCCUCGCCUUCCUUUAA